AUGAGAAAAUUAGAUGGCAUCAUUCUGACUUGGGACUGGGAGUUGGCCGCCAAGGGUGCAGGUACGUUGCAAGCUGAGCUGGGAGCUCGAGCUCUUUGUCGAAUCUUUGACCCCUCCUGAUUCAGGCUGGAUCAGACUUCCAGUGAUGAUGUUUGAUAUACGAUUCUGCUGCUGCAUACCAAGACUCUUGGCCAGGAGCACCGGCGCAGGAUUUGUCAGGCCUCCCCGACAAAUAA
Molecule: messenger RNA, 236 nt
Organism: Microbotryum saponariae
Lineage: Eukaryota; Fungi; Basidiomycota; Microbotryomycetes; Microbotryales; Microbotryaceae
Source: the annotation of a GenBank genome assembly